AUGCUAGCUGUCCGUACGGCAGCUCGGAGCCGGAGGGAAAGGAGCUGGAAGAGCCUCCCGCCGCGCCCCGCUCACCCACAGCCGCGCUCCGAGCCCCCCGGGCGACAGCGGCACCGCUCCCCGCCUACCCACCGCCCGCAGCGCACGGCGACGCCCCCCGCACGCUUCCGAACGCGCUUCUUCCACCCAAAGCCCAGCUCCGCACCGCCGUACCGGCACCGCGAGCCGCCCCUACCUCCGGCACCGCGUUCCGAGGGAGAAGCCGCUCCCGGGCAGGCCGCGAGCGCCAAGCCGCACCGAGCGCUGCGCAGCGACAGCCCCGCCCCGCCGCCACGGCAGCGAGCGGCGCCCAGCUCACGUGACACGCGCGGCCGCCACGUGAUGCCGCCCCGCCGCCCUGUUAAGCCGGCAGCGAUGAGGGCGGCCGGUUCAGCUGUGCGCCGCUUCAUAGCGCGCGGAAAUCGCGUUUCGGUGACUUCGCUGUUCACGGGGGCCGCACUUAGCGCUAAACUACCCCCGCCAUUUUCAUUGGCAGAGACUUGCACCUGA
This is a messenger RNA of Tympanuchus pallidicinctus (lesser prairie-chicken), 549 nucleotides long. RefSeq names its product serine/arginine repetitive matrix protein 1-like. The coding region runs from base 1 to 549 and encodes 182 amino acids. The record is from RefSeq and is a predicted model, not a curated record. NCBI's taxonomy places the organism in Eukaryota, Metazoa, Chordata, Aves, Galliformes, Phasianidae. The transcript has a single exon.